Molecule: messenger RNA, 2121 nt
Organism: Jatropha curcas
Lineage: Eukaryota; Viridiplantae; Streptophyta; Magnoliopsida; Malpighiales; Euphorbiaceae
Gene: NSN1
Product: GTP-binding family protein
Cellular component (GO): nucleolus
Molecular function (GO): GTP binding
Source: RefSeq, a predicted model, not a curated record
CCAAUACGAUCUGGCUCGACUCGACUAUCUUGUCCCUUAUCAAAAACCCUAGUAGCCAUUAGUCCAGUCUCCCUUUUCCAUUCUUCGCUGUUAAAGUUAGACCCUAGCACAAGCCUUUUCCAGGAAGAAUAACUAGCAAAUAUGGUGAAGAAGAGCAAAAAGAGUAAGAGUAAGAGAGUGACGUUGAAGCAGAAGUAUAAGGUUUUGAGGAAGGUCAAGGAGCAUCACAAAAAAAAGGCCAAGGAAGCAAAGAAACUAGGGUUGAAGAAUAAACGCAAGGUCGAGAAGGAUCCUGGUAUUCCUAAUGACUGGCCCUUCAAGGAACAAGAGCUAAAGGCUCUUGAAGCUCGCCGGGCCCGUGCUCUUGAGGAACUAGAGCAAAAGAAAGCUGCUCGCAAAGAGAGGGCUCAAAAGAGGAAGUUGGGUUUACUCGAGGAUGAUGAUUCUUCUGCAAAAGAAAAAAAUUUUGAAGAGCAAAAUAGCAAUGGAGAUUUCGGUGGAAUUGCCAGAAAUCGGGAUAAUUCAGAUAGGGCAUUCUACAAAGAGUUGGUUAAAGUCAUUGAAGAAUCGGAUGUCAUAUUGGAAGUCCUUGAUGCCCGAGAUCCUCUUGGUACCCGUUGUGUUGAUAUGGAAAAUAUGGUGAUGAAAUCUGGUCAUGAUAAGCAUCUGGUGUUACUUCUGAAUAAAAUUGAUCUUGUUCCUCGAGAAGCUGUUGAAAAAUGGCUAAAGUAUCUCAGAGAAGAAUUGCCUGCUGUUGCCUUCAAGUGUAGUACCCAAGAGCAGAGGUCAAACUUAGGUUGGAAGUCUUCCAAAAAAGCAGCAAAGACCAGCAAUCUUCUGCAAACGAGUGAUUGUCUUGGAGCUGAAACCCUCAUUAAAUUGCUGAAAAAUUACUCAAGAAGUCAUGAUAUUAAAAAAUCUAUUACAGUUGGUGUAAUCGGCUUGCCUAAUGUUGGUAAGAGUAGUCUGAUUAACAGCUUGAAGAGAUGUCACGUUGUCAAUGUUGGUGCUACUCCUGGGCUAACAAGAUCAAUGCAAGAAGUUCAGCUAGACAAGAAUGUUAAAUUGUUGGAUUGCCCUGGUGUUGUAUUGCUAAAGUCUAAGGAGAAUGAUGCAUCUAUAGCUCUUCGUAACUGCAAAAGAAUUGAGAAGCUAGAUGAUCCAGUUAGCCCUGUGAAAGAAAUUCUCAACCUGUGCCCAGCAAGACUGUUGGUAACUCUGUACAAGAUACCAAACUUUGAAUCAGUUGAUGAUUUUCUGCAGAAAGUGGCUACUGUCAGGGGUAGGCUCAAAAAGGGUGGUAUUGUGGAUGUUGAAGCUGCUGCUCGAAUUGUUCUGCAUGAUUGGAAUGAGGGUAAAAUCCCGUAUUAUACUAUGCCUCCAAUUAGGAAUCGAGAGGAACCUUCAGAAGCUAGGAUUGUUUCAGAGCUUGGGAAGGAAUUUAAUGUUGAUGAGGUCUACAGUGGUGAAUCCUCAUUUAUUGGUAGUCUCAAGUCCGUUAAUGACUACAAUCCUGUUGAAGUACCUCCUAGUUGUCCUAUCAAUUUUGAUGAAAGUAUGAUACAGGGAGAUAUGGAGACUCGGUCAUCAACCCAGGGUGAUGAAAACUCUGAAGAAAUGAAUGAUGGUGAAGACCAACCAAUGGGUCUUGAAGAAGAUGAUGCAAACAAAACCAAGACAAAAUCUACAACUAGCAAGCAAAAUGAGAAGUUAUAUGCAGCAGAAGGCAUGCUGAAUACAAAAAUGAAACGAGCAGAGAAGAAACGAAGGAAAAAAGCAGCCAAGGUUGAUGCAAUGGAUGAUGACUAUGAUUUCAAAGUGGAUUAUGUGAAGAAAAAAGAUUCUGCCAUGGAUGUUGAAGAUGCUAGCGAGGAAGAAGAUGACAAUCAAAUUGUUGGCGAGGUGCCAUUGUCUGGUGUCAAGUUUGAUGAAGAAUGAAGGGAUGCUUAGCCAUGAGAAAAAACAAAACGCUUUGUUUUCAUUGUUUGACAGCGAGUUAUAUUAUUGUUAAUCUCGUGAGUUAUAUAGUGACUUAAAAAACGAUCGGCAACAAUUAUAUUGAAAUCUGAAUCCUGCAAAGGAAAUUUUUUUAAGAAUGAAGAGAGCUGUUGAUUUCAUUUA